UAUGUCUACGUGGGCCAAUGGGCGAGCCCACCAAACUAGAGGCUCCCAUCCACUCAUUCACCAGAAGGCCAACCGCCCGCACGCACUUAAAUUGUGUUCCCCUGCUCAUUCUCUCACUGCAACAGAAGAUAGAACCUCCCCUCUCUCUCUCUCUCUCUCUCUUCGAUGAACUACCUCACUUGUUUUUUGCUGACACUAUAGUUGCCGUAGGUUUUGUGGGAAUCUGUCUAGUAGAGAGGACUUUCAUGGCAUCAGUGACAUCUUUGGGAUUGCCGGUUUCCAAGGUUGAUUAUCUCCACAACCGUGCCCGCCCUUCGUCUCUCUCCUACCUUCUUCGGAGUGCCGCUUCUCUUAGCUCACAAUUGGAUGGAAUCAGACUACCCAAUUCAUUUCCGGAAAGAAAGGCGGGAAGAAGGGCAAGCACUUCAAAGGUGACAUGUGCAGUGGUUGGCAACGGCCUCUUCACUCAAACCACACCCGAGGUGAGGCGAAUAAUUCCCGACUCAUCUCGGAACCCCUCAACCCCAAAGGUGAAGAUCGUGUACGUGGUACUCGAGGCCCAAUACCAAUCAGCCCUGAGCCAAGCUGUUUGGUCUCUCAACAAGAAGAACGCAGGUGCUGCUUUUGAGGUUGUGGGUUACCUGGUAGAGGAGCUCAGAGAUGAGAACACAUACCGAACUUUUUGCCAAGACCUCUCUGAUGCCAAUAUCUUCAUUGGCUCCCUCAUUUUUGUUGAGGAGCUUGCACAAAAGGUGAAAACUGCUGUGGAGGCUGAGCGUGAUCGGCUCGAUGCGGUCCUUGUAUUUCCCUCCAUGCCCGAGGUGAUGCGCCUAAACAAACUCGGGUCUUUCAGCAUGUCCCAGCUUGGGCAAUCAAAGAGCCCAUUCUUCCAACUAUUCAAGCAAAAGAAGCGAAGUGCCGGUUUUGCAGACAGCAUGCUUAAGCUUGUACGCACUCUCCCAAAGGUCCUUAAAUACCUUCCCAGCGAUAAGGCCCAAGAUGCCCGCCUUUACAUCCUAAGCCUCCAAUAUUGGCUUGGAGGCUCUCCUGAUAACCUUGAAAACUUCCUAAAAAUGGUUUCGGGGUCCUAUGUUCCAGCUUUGAAGAGUGUAAAGAUGGACUAUGCUGAACCCGUGGUGUACCUAGACAGUGGGAUAUGGCACCCUCUAGCCCCUUGCAUGUACUCUGAUGUGAAGGAGUACAUGAAUUGGUAUUGCACAAGGAAAGACAUAGGAGAGAGGAUCAAGAGUCAAGAUACUCCAGUUAUUGGGCUAGUGUUACAAAGGAGCCAUAUAGUCACUGGCGAUGAAGGCCAUUAUGUAGCAGUUAUAAUGGAGCUUGAGGCGAAGGGAGCUAAAGUGGUGCCUAUUUUUGCAGGGGGUCUGGACUUUUCGGGACCAAUAGAGAGGUAUUUUAGAGAAGGAGUGAGCAAGAAGCCUCUUGUUCAUGCAGUGGUUUCGUUGACAGGGUUUGCGUUGGUUGGAGGACCUGCAAGGCAGGACCACCCUAGGGCAGUGGAGGCUUUGAGGAAGCUUGAUGUGCCCUAUAUUGUGGCUUUGCCUUUAGUUUUCCAGACCACUGAUGAGUGGCUUGCGAGUACGUUAGGUUUGCACCCGAUUCAGGUGGCUUUGCAGGUGGCCUUGCCGGAGCUUGAUGGAGGGCUUGAGCCCAUUGUCUUCUCUGGACGAGAUGCAAGGACAGGCAAGUCCCAUGCGCUUCACAAACGAGUUGAGCAGCUCUGCACCAGGGCCAUCCGAUGGGCUGAACUCAAGCGAAAGGCUAAGGAGAAGAAGAGGUUGGCCAUCACAGUCUUCAGCUUCCCACCAGACAAGGGCAAUGUGGGAACCGCUGCCUACCUGAAUGUCUUCGCCUCCAUAUUCAGUGUCCUCAGAGACCUAAAGCAUGAUGGGUACUGUGUCGAUGGCCUCCCUGAAACUGCUGAGGCCCUAAUCGAGGACAUAAUCCAUGACAAAGAGGCCAAAUUCAGCAGCCCCAACCUCAACAUUGCAUACAAAAUGACAACACGUGAGUAUCAACAGCUCACCCCGUACUCCAAAGCUCUUGAAGACAGUUGGGGCAAGCCACCGGGUAACCUUAACUCAGAUGGUGAGCACCUCCUUGUAUACGGAAAACAAUAUGGAAAUGUGUUUAUUGGUGUUCAGCCAACGUUUGGAUACGAGGGCGAUCCUAUGCGCCUCCUCUUCUCGAAGUCAGCUAGCCCUCACCAUGGCUUUGCUGCCUACUAUUCAUUUGUCGAGAAGGUCUUCAAGGCCGAUGCAGUGCUUCACUUUGGCACCCACGGCUCGCUCGAGUUCAUGCCGGGCAAGCAAGUGGGCAUGAGUGAUGCAUGCUACCCUGAUAGCCUGAUAGGCAACAUACCAAACAUCUAUUACUAUGCGGCCAAUAACCCCUCUGAAGCCACAGUGGCCAAGAGACGAAGCUAUGCUAACACUAUCAGUUAUCUAACUCCUCCUGCCGAGAAUGCAGGGCUCUACAAGGGGCUCAAGGAGCUCGCAGAGCUCAUUUCGUCAUACCAAUCACUUCGAGACUCAGGACGAGGGCCUCAGAUAGUGAGUAGUAUCAUAAGCACAGCAAGAAGGUGCAACCUCGACAAGGAUGUGGAGUUACCAGAGGAGGGGGUCGAGCUAACUAAGGAGCAACGUGACCUAACGGUUGGUCGGGUGUAUAACAAAAUCAUGGAGAUUGAGUCAAGGUUGUUGCCUUGUGGCCUGCAUGUCAUUGGAGAGCCCCCUACAGCUAUGGAGGCAGUGGCCACUUUGGUGAACAUUGCAGCCUUGGAUAGACCUGAAGAUGGGAUAUGCAGCCUCAACUCUAUAUUGGCCGAGACUGUAGGACGAGAAAUGGAGGACAUUUAUAGGGGAAGUGACCAUGGUGUAUUGCAAGACGUGGAGUUGCUAAGGCAGAUCACAGACGCAUCUAGGGGAGCCAUCUCAGCUUUUGUUGACCGAACCGCCAAUAAGAAAGGCCAAGUGGUUGAUGUGGCUGGGAAGCUCGGUUCCAUACUUGGGUUUGGGAUGAUGGAGCCAUGGAUCCAAUACCUAUCGCAAACCCGGUUUUGGGCUGCUGACAGAGAGAAGUUGCGCACAUUGUUCGGUUAUUUGGGCGAGUGUCUGAAGCUUAUUGUGGCUGAUAACGAGCUUGGAAGCUUCAAACAAGCCCUAGAGGGGAGUUAUGUGCUGCCAGGGCCUGGAGGUGACCCAAUAAGAAACCCUAAGGUUCUGCCCACUGGUAAGAACAUACAUGCACUUGAUCCACAAGCCAUUCCGACUGUUGCCGCUAUGCAAAGUGCAAAAGUAGUGGUCGAUAGGUUACUUGAGAGGCAAAAGGUGGACAAUGAGGGAAGAUACCCUGAGACAGUUGCCUUGGUGCUAUGGGGAACUGAUAAUAUCAAGACCUAUGGGGAGUCACUAGCCCAAGUGCUAUGGAUGAUUGGGGUGAGGCCUGUGGCUGAUACAUUUGGGCGGGUGAACAAGGUGGAACCUGUUAGCCUUGAGGAGCUUGGUCGCCCUCGUAUUGAUGUUGUUGUGAAUUGCUCUGGUGUCUUCCGAGACCUCUUCAUCAACCAGAUGAAUUUGUUGGACCGAGCAGUAAAGAUGGUUGCAGAGUUCGAUGAACCUGAGGAGAUGAACUACGUGCGCAAGCACGCCCUCCAACAGGCAGCUGAGCUCGGCGUCGAUGUCCGAGAGGCGGCCACUCGUGUCUUCUCAAAUGCCUCAGGCUCCUACUCCUCAAACAUAAACCUUGCAGUAGAGAAUUCAUCAUGGAAUGAUGAGAAGCAACUUCAGGACAUGUAUUUGACCCGGAAAUCCUUCGCUUUUGAUUGUGAUGCACCAGGGGCUGGCAUGCUUGAGAAGAGGAAAGUGUUCGAGAUGGCCCUUGGAACUGCCGAGGCCACCUUCCAAAAUCUCGACUCCUCUGAAAUCUCACUCACUGAUGUGAGUCAUUACUUCGAUUCUGAUCCCACCAACCUGGUUCAAUCCCUGCGUAAAGAUGGUCGGAAGCCAAAUGCUUAUAUUGCUGAUACCACCACUGCUAAUGCACAAGUUCGAACCUUAUCAGAGACUGUGAGACUUGAUGCUCGCACAAAGUUAUUGAACCCUAAGUGGUAUGAAGGCAUGUUAUCGAGUGGUUAUGAAGGGGUUAGAGAGAUAGAGAAGAGGCUAACCAAUACAGUUGGGUGGAGCGCCACAUCUGGACAGGUGGACAACUGGGUUUAUGAGGAGGCAAACUCCACGUUUAUUCAAGAUGAGGAGAUGCUCAAGAGAUUGAUGGAUACCAAUCCGAACUCAUUUAGGAAGCUGGUGCAAACAUUCUUGGAGGCCAAUGGAAGAGGUUACUGGGAAACCUCGCAGGACAACCUUGACAGGCUCAGGCAGCUCUACUCUGAUGUAGAGGACAAGAUUGAAGGAAUUGACAGAAUUUAAUCUCUCUCUCUCUCUCUCUCUCUCAGAGGCAGCUCUACUCUGAUAUUAGAGAACAAGAUCCAAGGUCUUGACAGAUCUUAACUCUCUCGCUCUCUCUCUGAAAUUUGGGACAAUCAUUUGUGAAUUUUGUCAUAAACAUCAUCAUUUAUCUUCUAAUUUUGAUUCAUAUGUACCUAAGUGGGAUGGAAUAAAUAAUCCACUCUUCUUUUGAUUGAG
Molecule: messenger RNA, 4661 nt
Organism: Amborella trichopoda
Lineage: Eukaryota; Viridiplantae; Streptophyta; Magnoliopsida; Amborellales; Amborellaceae
Gene: GUN5
Product: magnesium-chelatase subunit chlH, chloroplast, putative / Mg-protoporphyrin IX chelatase, putative (CHLH)
Biological process (GO): chlorophyll biosynthetic process
Cellular component (GO): chloroplast
Molecular function (GO): magnesium chelatase activity
Source: RefSeq, a predicted model, not a curated record